This is a messenger RNA of Heterobilharzia americana, 429 nucleotides long. NCBI's taxonomy places the organism in Eukaryota, Metazoa, Platyhelminthes, Trematoda, Strigeidida, Schistosomatidae. The record is from the annotation of a GenBank genome assembly.
AUGAACAUAAAUGCAACAAUCAGUGAUGACAUCAACAGACCUUCUAAUGAUUUGUCGUGUUUUCUGUCCUCGAAGAAUGGAGUAGUGAGUGAAGUGACGAUAAGUAUUUAUGCUCGUAAGUUAGCAAUCAUGGAUAUUUCAAAGACACAGUGGAUCAAAUUAGACAAGUAUCAUUACCGAAGUCAGCUAAAAUGUUUUGUCGUUAUAAAUUUGCCUAGUUCAUAUAACAGAAACUCUUUACAAGCUGUGAGAACCUACAAGUAUGAAAAUAUGGAAUCAAUAAGGAAUAAUAAGAAGCUUAUGAAAACAAAAUUAAAUUCAGUACCACUUGCAUCUCACUAUUCAAUAGAAUAUUCAUAUUCUUUACAUUUACACAAAGAAGUUAUCAGCAACUAUAUAGACAAUGAUCCAAUACACACAUUAAUUUAA